AUGUUCCUCUUCCUGUUCGUGCUCCCCGCCCUCAGCUCGGCGACCAACUACGGAGCCGUGCACGUGAGCGGACUCCUCUUUUGCAACGGAACGCCGUACGUCAACGAGAAAAUCGAGUUGUACGAGAAGAAUUAUGGUACGCGGGAAAGUGUGGAAUUCAGAGAACGACAAUAUAAUUGCAGCUCUCCCAGACAACAAACUUUUCACUGCACGGACUGACAGUCAAGGCAAUUUCUCGGUGAAAGCCUCCGGAAAUGACUGGGUAAAGUUCCAAGUGGUCCUGAGAAGAAAACAAACUGAACGUUUAGUUGUUCAAACCGCAAGUCUACGUCUAUAUUCCGAACUACUGUGUGGACGUCGUGGAGAGCUCGUACUUGGAGUGCGGGCACACCGUUCGCAUCUACAUUCCCGAUUUGUUGUCUCCGAUGGGAACAUCCCCAAAACGGUAAUUUUAUUGAACGUCAUCGACGAUUCGCCCUUUUCAGACGUUCGACCUGGAAGUGGUCGAGUUGUCCGAAGCUCAAACAGAGCACGUUGGGCUCGAGAAAGUCGUCUUUUCCUAUUUCCGCCACUCGGAGUGCAGAGAGAAGAAGAAGAAGAGCUGAUUGAAUUCUGAUAUAAAGUUGUUCCGAAAGUUUCUAUUAUGAAAAUGCGCAAUUCUAGUUUGUUUUCGUUAACGUGAACCCUAGUACCCUCAUGAUUGAUCCACGUAAUCCCCAGAUGGAACAUUUGAACCAAAUAAACAGUUCCAGUUGAAAAUCCAAGUGCUAAAUUGGACUCCGAAGAGACGAGGCGGAAUGAAAGAGGUAUUCAACGGGAAGAGUUUUCGAGCACUCUCUCUCUCUCUCUCUUCAGAUUCUUCUCCUGCUGCUCCUUGUGCCGAUUCUGUGCUCGGCGCGACAGUACGGUGCCGUCCACGUACGCGGACAACUUUUGUGCGACGGAAAGCCGUACGCCAACGAGAAGGUCCAACUUCACGAGAAGAACUACGGUAGUUGCGGCGCCGCAAUAUCUACCGGAGGGUGCAUUAUGUAGGGUUUUCAAGGGAUUUCACGACGUUUGAAUUUGGCCAGAUUAACCGCAGUAGCAACCUGCCGAAUCGAAUCAACGAGCUUCGAUUCGCAGCAGCGCGCGUUUUUAAUACUCGAAGAUGAGACGCUUUAGUAGAUCUCAUCACGUUUUUUGUGAUCUAGAACUUACUUACUAACUAAUCUAGCUGAAUUUCAGCACUCAUGUAAGAAAAUGUAAAUCAUAGAUUAUAUGAAGCUUCUACUUCAGCUCAACAGAACGACAAUACACAUAAACCUCUCUGCCGGAUUCUCAUAGUACUCGCGGGCGUCCUUUUUUUUUAAAGAUAAUACAUCUGCUUCCAGGACGCUAAGCUGAACAGUAGGUGCUUUUUUCGCUCGUCUCGAAUUGCGUCUACCUUUUCGCUGUCGCUCAUUUCUAACGGAAAAAUCCAAAAUUUUGAUAAAAAAGGCUUUCACGUGAGAAUAAAAAAAUCGUGUCGUGUGCUACGCGUCUCUGGUCAAAAACCCUUUUGCACCGUCCGGUAGAUUUAUGGGACCCGCGGUAGUCGAGUGGACGAUCCGCCCCGAAGUCAUUGACACUUUUAGUUAUGACUGACGGCACCGUCGCCAUCUCCGAAACGGACGAUCAGGGAUUCUUCUCGGUGAAGGCGUCCGCCAGUGACUUGGUAAAAGAUUCCAAACAGUGCUCCUAACAAUUAACUUGAUAAUUUCAGUUCACAAAGCCCAAAUUCUACCUCUACUUUGUCAAUUUCUGCUCGUCUAAACUGGCUGAGGUGAGCGUUUUCAAAGCAAUGCAAAAAAAAUGGGAGUCAUUCAGAGUACGUACAUGGAGUGCGGGUAUACGAUCCGAGUGUACAUUCCGGAGAUGUACGUGGCCGAGGGAAACAUCCCAAAGGCGGUGUUCAACAUGGAACAGAUCGAGAUCGCGACGGCGAAAACCGAAUACGCCGGACUCGAGCGCAUCAUUCAUCCGACAUUAUCGCAUUCCGAGUGCCGCGAGAAGAAGAGAAAGCCGUGA
Messenger RNA from Caenorhabditis sp. 36 PRJEB53466, 2049 nucleotides. The record is from the annotation of a GenBank genome assembly. NCBI's taxonomy places the organism in Eukaryota, Metazoa, Nematoda, Chromadorea, Rhabditida, Rhabditidae.